Molecule: messenger RNA, 6144 nt
Organism: Xyrichtys novacula (pearly razorfish)
Lineage: Eukaryota; Metazoa; Chordata; Actinopteri; Labriformes; Labridae
Source: the annotation of a GenBank genome assembly
AUGGGAUGCUCCACCAGUUCACAAACUUCUGCGGUGGAAACGACCCGACCGAGUGCUAAACCUGAGGAAAGCAACGGAGCCAGCACAACAGGUGAAGCACCAAACAUUUCACUAGUCGGAAAACAUAGUGACAGGUAGCAUUCAUUGCGAGGAUAUUCAAGUAAAUAAUGAAAAAUAUCAUGGACAGUUGUCAACAUUAUACUGGAAGCUAUUAUUCUCUAUCAAAUAUUAAAAUUUCUACACUGUAGCUUCAUGUCAAGUACAAAAAUGUGUCCGUUUUAAAGCUGAAUUAUGAUCUAUGCAUGAAAUGUCAAGCACUGAAAAAGGUUUUACUUGAUGUUUUUUCAUAGCUAAAUAAUAUCUGUACAUUUUUAUGAUGAUUACAUUCAAUUUUUGUAUUCUCCAAUGUAUAAAUAAUUUACACAUAGCCUAUUAGUCUUGAAAAGUUUUGUGACCAGUGUUUGGAAAUGUCUCUGCCACCUCAAACAGAAAUUACACUGUCACUGUAAUGAUACUGUUGUCAGCUGUGGGAUGAUAAAUGCUCCCAGUCUACAUGCAAAUGAUCAAUGUGUCUAUCUGGCGACAGUAUCUGGUGUCUUCGGUUCUACGGAGCCAGAGCUCCACAGUGACAAGAUGGGAAAGUUUAUUGUGAUUAUUUAACAGUGGUCUAUGGCACUGUCCUCUCGGAGAAAGACCAAAGCAGAUUUGGUGACAGUCUACAGUUUCAGUAGGAAACUGAGAAGCCACUUUGGACACUCCUUUAUAGUAGCGGGACAGAGAUGGCCCGGCCGUGGUGCUCAGUAACACGCAUUUCAAGAUAAAACACCAACACUGGGUACUUUGUGUGUAUUUGGACUAGUUCAGAUCAUAGGCUAAUAUACAUUUGUGCGAUUUACCUUUAGAAGCUGUCAAUGUUUAUGUUUUCCUAACCCGUGUGCUGAACAAAUAUAAUGAACAAGACUUUGUUUGCAUUUCUGCCAGCUCAAGCAUAAGUCGACAGAACUCCGACAAUAAGAAUGUGAAUAACUGGUCAAAGAUUUACUUGGCUGGACCCCCUCUGAGCAAGAGGCUCUUACUCUCAUUUUCACCUUUCAAAGAAAUAUCAAGGGCCUGUUUGUACAAUUGACACACAUAAAUUAACAUAGGAAAGAUAAAGUGAAGAAAGGAACAGGCCACAACCCUGGUAAAGUGUGUAAAAGUUGUUACUCCACAGCUGACACUGACCUCUGACCUCUCUGUAAAGGCAAAAAGGAAAAAGAGAGUUUCUCCCUGUGGUUUAACGUAAAAAAUCUCACUUUUAUCAAAUAAUCAUGGCUUAGUUUCAGCCUUUGCUUGUAAGUCACUCUUCAGGUUUAUCAACUAAGAGGCACUCAAACACAAGGAGUUCCUGUGACAGUCUCAGAGGUCAGAUGGAAAUUUCUCAGGAUCUACUUUUUUAUUUUUUGCAUACGCCUCAUUUGCUCAUGCAGAAGAGGGCUGACAUUGUUCAGUGAAGUAUGACUCCUGUUAACUCAAGGAUUGCACCUGUUCACCUAAAGUUCACCCUGAAAAUAUGAUGAUUUAAAAGCAUUAUUAGUGUCACCUUAAAGUUUGCAUCUCUGCUGACAGAUGGGACGUACAGAUUUAUUAUUAUUAGUGUAGAAUUUGAAGUUUCUGUUUUUACUGAGUCAUACAUAUAUUUAUGUGCCCAGCUCACAUGAGCUGACAUGCAUGUAAACAGCUUAGGUCCAGAACACACAGUGGCCUUAUCUAGGUCAUAAAACAAAAUAAGUUCUUUAAACAAACCACACAAAUUGAAGACACUUAGUUUUAAUCUCUUACAGGCUUUUGAGACAAAAUUUGCAUGUUGAAACACAUCAAACUUAAACAGCCGUUCCAGCUUUUGCCUUUUAGAUCACCACAAGGAAACAGGGACUCAGUUUCCACCUCAUCCAAAUCGCAACUCUCAAAGUCUGUUUUCCUGUGGAAUAUUUUUGAGUCGACCAACUUCAGCGACCAAAAGACACAUACCAGAUCUCAACUGCACGACUCAGGACCUUUGGCUUCUUGGACAACAAGAUAUGACACUUAGUUCAGAGAUGAAAUUAAGUUUGAUCUGCACAUACGUCCUUAGUUUGGGUUUGGAUAGAUCAUUUUCAAACCAUUAUCUUUUAAAUAGUAGAAUAAUAUUCUUAAGUCAUGCAAAAUGUUUCUGGUUUUUGUAAAUAUCUUGUUUAUAUAACCCAAGAGGUCAACCUUCAGGACUUCUCUGAUCCGUGUUUUACAGCACUUUGCAAUGCAAAUCCCUUAUUUUAAAAAAGGCUACAAGGUAAUGAUACACAGUGUUCCUGAAAGAACAGUCACCUGUUUAUAGAGCUGAGAAGUGCGGUGCUGAUUUAUAACAAUGAGCAUUAUCAGGAACCUCUUAUGUGUCCUUCAUGCAUCAGUGAAGGACACAGCUUUCUUAUUUAAAUGAUAAUAAAUAUCAGAGCAUCUGUUCAUUCCUGCUCUUUUCUCCUCUGAUGUAUUUGUCACUUUGACACAAGUAACAUCUGCAGGACUUGAACAACCUGCAAAUAAGGUCUGUAGGAUAUCAAAAGGUGACUGUGUGACAGAGUUGUUUUCAGUGUUGCAUGGCACCCAGGUGACAUUUGUUACUGGUUAACCUGCUGGUUUUGGAUUGAGUGAACUCUGUAGUCAUCACACAGGCAACACAAACAUAGAGGAAAUCCAAACAAUGGAAACCAAGGAGCUCAAAACGGACACCCCAAAAGUGUUUGAUAUUUAAGCAAAAUCUGAGAGUGUGUUUGUGAUAGUUUCAUAGGUUUUUUGUUUUCUGCUAACAUAUGAUUAAAAUAAAUGGUCUUCUUUGAGAUAUGACAUGAACAACUUUGAGAGAGAUAAGUAUUUACUUAAAGUACCCACCAAAAACCACUGUCUUUACAUAAAAAAAUAAAUGCAGUAAAGGAUAUAAACUCUUAUCUUGUAGCUUGCAGAAAUACAACCAUAUGUUUCCUAGAUUCAGAUGAUUUUGAAUAUGUAAGACAUACAGAUAAAAUAAAUAUCAUCAUUAAAUGCUUAAAAGUGCUUUACAGUCUGAAGUUGCUGUAUUAGUCAUGAACAUAAGUGAACUCUUGUAUUAAAUCACUAAAGAAAAGACAAGGCUGAGGGAUUAAUUGUUUUGAUGGAUUUAACUGCUGUGUUAGAGAAACAUAAGGAUUCAGAUUAUUUGUAAUCUUUGUUGACUUACUUUUCAGACUCUUUUAUUAAGAUGUGUUGGAUGGUAAUAUUCUCUGCUCUGCUUGUGUUUCUGACAGGGGCAGCCAAUGAAAAUGGCCAGGUAGCUGAAGACAGUGAAACCAUCCCUGACCAGACAGCUGCAGAGGGCGGCGAUGUAAAACCUGUAGAAGAACCUGCUGCAGCUGCAACAUCUGUAGAAAACACUGCAGCACCUCCACCUGCAGGGGAGGAGCCCCCGCCUGCAGAAACGGCAGCAGCGCCCGCAGAAACAGCGGCCGCAGAAGCACCUGCAGAAACAGCAGCGACCGAGGAAGCUCCUGCGGCGGCGCCUGAAGAAGCUUCUGCUGAAGCUCCAGCAGCAGCUGAGACAGCAGCCAGCUCCUCGGAGCCUGCAGCUGCUGCUCCUGAGCAAGGUAAGCCAGUGUGGAAAACAACACUACAACAGGUUGAUGAUCAUGGUUUGAUUUUUGUGAAGAGAAAAAGAAAAGUCUACCGCUUCUCAUUAUUCUUUGAACACAAGCUCCUUUCUAAAAAAACUUUGACCAACCUGCACAACAAUUAGCUGUGACUCACAAGGAUCUCAGCAUGUUCUUUUCCACCCUGUCAACACAAAGGCUACCUGGAAAUUUUCUGAGGCAGACUGAGGCAUAAACUGAAGUGCUAAGUUUUCAAGAAUGAAUCUAGAUCCAUGAAAUAUGAAUCUGCUUCUUUGAAUAUGGAGAAUUCAUUUACUAUCAUUGACGAAACUGGCCAUAAGAAGAGGAAGAAGAACUUUAUUGAUCCCCAAGCUGUACAGUAGGUCAGAAAAAAUAUUUGUAAAUCAUAAUUUUCUUUUAGAGAGAAGGGAAUUUAACUGUGAUAAUGUAUACAGCUGUGUACAGUUGUAUUUAAUAAACAUCGAGGCACAAAAUGUUCCUCCUGCUCCUCCCCAGUCACACUGCAAUGACAGUAACCAGGCAAUAUCCAACAACACACACACACACGAAGGGUGGCAACAGGAAGGUAUCACAAAAACUCUAGUUAGCAUUUGAGAAUCUUUUACAGCACCACCAAGUUAGGUUAUUAGUUAUCAUUCAUAAACUACUUGAUCUAUACUGUUUGCGGUCAAGUUUGGACCCACAUAAGAGGGUUUUCAGUGUGCACGACACUGUACAAGUGUACAAAGUUUGAAACGGGGUUGGAGAAUUUUAUUUUUUUGAUUAUUGUUUGUUGAGUUGUUGUUAUCGUUACCUUUUUUAAAGUUGUCUGGUAGCGUUUGAAAUGGUCAAACACCAUUUCGCAGUACAGUUUGUUUAGCUCAGGCAGCUCGGCUCAAAGGAGUAAUUACUCACUGAACAAACAAUGCCAUCAGGAUAUUGGAAAGGUUAAAACACGACAGGUUGAAACUGCCACGAGACUUGUAUGCACAUCUAUUUUGAUUGGCAUGUAGGUAAGGAGUAGAAGGACCUGCAACCUCUUAGCAAACAUGAUAGAAAUAUUUCUCUGUAUGGUUAUGAGCCACACAAAGCUGCUAUGAAGCGUCAUGUUUAUUAUCUUUUCUCUUAUUGCUGUAUGAUGUAACUAUGCAAAUAACACAGGCGGCCAUCAGCUUCAUGAGCUCUGCUCCUAAUUUUCGUUUUAGUGUAAUGCAAACUACGUCAUUUGUUUUUUUCUAAAAUAUACCCUUAUUAUUGUGUAUUUCUCUUGCAGCUUUCUUUGAUUAUAACUCAUUUAAGCAGCCAUCCUGCUUCAUAUGCCCCAAAAAACUUGUAUCUAAAGAUUGGCAUCAAUUUUUGUAGUUGAUUUCAGUCCCCUGAUGUAUCAUAGUGGGUUCACCCUCAAGCUUGAGCACUCUGUAAGUUCUGUGUAGGUGUACACUUUGUUGUCAUCGUGGUCUCAUUAAGGUGCAAUCCGAGUCCAGAGAGAAUCUAGAGCACACACACACAAACACACACACACACCUACGUUCACAUUAACAGGGCUUCUACUGACCAUGUCAGGCCCACAAAGCCUCCCUGCCUCUGUUUCACAGCCAAAGAGAGAGAGAAGGAGGGAUCAGGUGACACAUUAGCAGGAUGGACACAACAGCAGAGCCAUUUCUGGGUCUAUCAGAGUUUGGGGUUCAGAUCAGUUUGGUCAGAAUAAACUGCAACUAAAAUUAUGUGAUAGAAAAGUUGCAAGAAAACGUGAUGUAAUAUGCAAACAUGCAAACACAUUUCUAAAAGAAGUUGUUUUCCUCAGUUGUUUUAAAGGGCCAGUUCACUCAAAUCACAAAUAAAUGUCUAAUUUAUUUACAUCUAGUUGCUUAUUCCUUUUGGAUGAGAUUUGAAAACUUGGCUGGUAGCUGGAGAGAUGCUGGUUCACAUUUUGGGUAUUGCAGGAGCGCCCUUGAGCAUGGCACACAACCCUCAACUCUGUGCAAGUCCAUCCCUACAACUCUAAAUGAACUCAAAGUCCAUAGGAUCCUGUGUUUAGUUAACAGUUGGUAAUAUAUGGAUUCAUUAUCAUAGAGAGAUUUUCAAGUCUCCCAAUCACUCAAAGCCCUACUGGUCACAUUCAUGCCACAUCCAUACACCUCAGAGGCUCUACAUGUGUGCACCUGCUCAACUAACUGAGUAGAAAUGACGCUCCAACAGAGUUUUGAUGAGUUACAAAGAUGCUGCAGUUUACUGGUUUAUACAGAGACCAUCCUGUGGUUACAUGCCAUUAUGUGUUGAUCCCCUUCCUCUGCAGAGUUCCCCACUUGAUCUGAAGCUUUUAAUCUGAUCAUUUGUCUUUUCUCAAACAGACAAAGCAGAGGCUGCAGCGCCAGAUCCAGAACCCAAAACAGAGGAGGCACCAGGUGAGUGAUUCUGUCAUAUUUAGAUGAUCUAACACAAUCCAUAUUCAAUCCUCUCUGAGCCAUCUUAACAAAUGCCUUUUCUUCUUCCAGCUCCCAGUGAGUGA